AUGGCUCAACUUGACAUAAACAAAAAAAAAACAAAUGAAUUUACAUAUACGGAAAUAUUGGAAGAAAAUAAUAUGUUAAAACGCAAACUUUAGGAUUUGGUGAAGCAAAUCAAACAAUUUGAAUAGGAAAGUAAAGGGCUGCAAUAUGAGAAUGAAAUUUUACAAAAAUGCUUGGCUUAACAAAAGAAUAAUACUUAAUAAGAAUAAAAAAAUAAAUAAGUGGAGGAUUAAAUUGCUCAAUUAUAGGCAAUUCAUCAAAGAGAAAAAGAAUACUGGAUAAGAGAUCAAUAAGAACAAGUGAAUCGAAUUAAAUAAGUAUAGGAGUAAACCAAGAGAAUAUUAUAAGAUAAGAUUGAUCAUCUUGAGAAGGAGAAUGAAUUUUUAUAGAUGGAGCUUGAGAACAAUAAAACGAUAAUUGAAAAUUAUGAAUUUUAAAUUGAAUAAAUUUAAUAAAAUCAUAAGGCUGAAUCAAGUAAUUUAUAGAGGGAAUUGAAAUAAAAAUAAUACAGUAUAGAUGAAUUAAAAUUUUAAAUUCAGGAAUAAGGAAUGAUAUCUUAAAGAAGUAAUAAUAAUUAGGAGUUGUUAAAUAAAUUAAAAGAAGCAAUAGACGAAUUGAAUAAGUGCAAAAAAAUCAUAUCUAAUCAACAAUAUGAAAUUUAAUUAUAAUGUAGACUCUUUGAUGAAUUAAGACAAGAUUACUAAAAGAAAUUAUGUAAAGAACGAUCUAAAUCCUAAAUGAGUUUCAAAGCAGCUCAAGAGGUCAAAAAUGAAUAUGAAAAGAAAUACUGUAAUUUAAUGGAACAGAUAAUUAAAAACCAAACCUCUAGAAGUUGCAAUGCUUCUUUUAAACUAUUACCAAGUUCGAUGGAUUAGACUAUGAAUAACGAUUUUUCAAGAAUUUCUAAUAAUUAAUCUAAUAAUAUUGGAGGAUUGAGUGCUAUCAACAAAGCCUUAAGCGAUUCUAUUGAUGAUUAUGAAAAGAGUAUAUUGAAUAAUAUAUCUGGAAAUGUAACCAAGAGAAAACCUAGCAAAUCCGAAUGGGAAAAAAAGUAAAAAGGAUAGUAAAAUAUCAUGAUAAGUGUUACUCCAGAAAAUUAGAUGCGCCCUCAAUCUUAAUAGUAGGAAAUAUUUUCACCCAAAAUAUCUCAAAAGAGAGCCUAGUCUAUUCAUUCAAGCAAGGGUAUAAAACAGUAUACAUUCAAUUUAUGCGAAUACAAUGAAUCUCGCAAUUCAAAUGAUUCUGAUCAAUUUUAUAGUUAAUGCACUCAGUAGACAAGAUAGAGCAAGCUAACAUUGAAGCCAUAGAAAUCUAAUAAUGAUGUGAAAAGGAAUUCAAAACAUUAAAAAUCACUUUCUACCUAUAGGAGUGUCAAGGAUAAAGAAAAUCUUUAGUUUACUAUUCCAGAGGAGAAUCAAAAGAUAAACAGUAUAAAUACUAGCAAAUAGUUAUAAAUUUUGGAAGAUAAAAAUGAGAGAUUGGAUACUAAUACAAAAUUUAACUCUUUAUUAAAAGUAAUUUGA
This is a messenger RNA of Paramecium tetraurelia, 1521 nucleotides long. RefSeq lists its product as uncharacterized. The record is from RefSeq and is a predicted model, not a curated record. The transcript has 6 exons. NCBI's taxonomy places the organism in Eukaryota, Ciliophora, Oligohymenophorea, Peniculida, Parameciidae.